CUGAAAAACCCUUUCGCCGGAGUAGGAUCUCUUUCACUUCCUAACGGAAAAAUGCAAACAGCCUCAAAAAUCUUCACUGCUGAAACUCUCCGCUCUGCCGCCAAGCAAUCCGAACGAUGUCUCGUCGUCCCCGUCCGCCUUCGCCGCGCAAUCAAGAAGUAUCUCCAGGAGCAAGAGGAGCCGCAUAUGAAGAGGAAAGUACUGCACUUGUCAGAAUCCUUCAGCGAAAUCAAGAGUGUUAAUCUUCAGCUACUCGAGUCCACAUCGAAGGGGCUCAUUGAGGAUCCAUUGAAGUCCAUGGAGCGGUCUCAGAGAUGGAAAAUCAAGAGUUCUUAUGGGGACAUCGGUCUCAAGUACAGAGACGAUGAGGCCAUUGCUUAUGUUGCUUCCCGUAUGCCUGCUGUCUACUCUGCCUGCCAUAGAAUUUUUAGCGAGAUUCGUAGAAGGCUACCAGAUUUCUCUCCUGCAAAUGUGUUGGAUUUUGGUGCUGGUACUGGUUCUGCUUUCUGGGCACUGCGAGAAGUUUGGCCUCAGUCUGUGCAGAAAAUAAACUUAGUGGAGCCAUCCCAAUCUAUGCAGCGUGCAGGCCGUAGCCUCAUACAAGCUCGAUAUCUGUACAUCAUUGCCAACUUGGGAGUAUAUGUUUGGGAUGCAUUGCUCCAGAUCUUGUGAAAAGCGUCAAUUAGC
This is a messenger RNA of Carica papaya (papaya), 687 nucleotides long. Lineage: Eukaryota; Viridiplantae; Streptophyta; Magnoliopsida; Brassicales; Caricaceae. The record is from RefSeq and is a predicted model, not a curated record.